Messenger RNA from Erpetoichthys calabaricus (reedfish), 1113 nucleotides. Its product is annotated as adenosine receptor A1-like. NCBI's taxonomy places the organism in Eukaryota, Metazoa, Chordata, Cladistia, Polypteriformes, Polypteridae. Gene Ontology annotation, biological process: G protein-coupled adenosine receptor signaling pathway. Bases 17 to 1072 code for a protein of 351 amino acids. Gene Ontology annotation, molecular function: G protein-coupled adenosine receptor activity. The transcript is spliced from 2 exons. The record is from RefSeq and is a predicted model, not a curated record. Gene Ontology annotation, cellular component: membrane.
CAAACUAAACUCCAGAAUGGAUUCUUUGGUCAUCUAUAUCAUGAUGGAGUCCAUCCUAGCACUGCUGGUGGUUCUGGUCAAUAUCCUGGUGUGUGUCACUGUCUACCUGCACAAGGAAUUGCGCUCAAUCACCAACUAUCUGAUUGCCUGCCUUGCUAUGGCAGACUUGGGCGUGGGGGCCUUGGGUAUCCCCUUCUCUGUGGUGCUGAGCCUGGGAAAGACGCUCUGUUUCUACUCUUGCCUGUUCAUGGCCUGCUUCCCUCUGGUCACAGCACAGUUCUCAAUGCUACUUCUGCUGGUCAUUGCCAUCAACAUGCACCUCAAGAUUCGCCACUCUGCCAGGUACGCAGCAAUUGUGAACAAGAGAAAGGUGAUAGCACUUGUGUUCCUCUGCUGGGUAGUCUCAGUGAUUGCUGGAUUUACUCCUCUCAUGGGCUGGAACCAGAUGAAGACGUAUACUGAGAGAAACAUCACUACCACUAGCAUCAAGCAGCCCCUGGAGCGUUCAAUCAUUGGAAAAAACCUUCCAUAUGGAGGUUUUCUGUCCAAGGUUUACUACAACAACCGAAGGAACAUGAGCUACUCAGAAAUCCACAGAGGUCACCUUGGCCAGUGCAGUUUUGAGGCUACAGUGAGCCCCGAGUACCUUGUGUAUUUUCAUUUCCUCGUCUGCACUCUUCUGCCUUUGUUAAUCAUGCUGGGACUUUAUGUAGACCUUUUCCGAAUUGUCCAGAGCUAUUAUGCAGCCCAAGGGAUGCCAACAGCGAAGAGGAGUGAAGUGCAGACCGCACGUAGCCUCUUCCUUAUGCUAGGCCUUUUCUGCCUGCUGUGGGUCCCACUGAAUGUUAACAACAUGUUAUGGCUUUUUUGUUCAACGUGCUCCCAGCCUCUUUGGGUUUCCCAACUGACUGUGUUUUUAUCUCAUCUGAACUCUCUUACUAAUCCGUUACUGUAUGCCAUGCGGAAAAAGAACUUUGGAGCUGCUCUGCGUCUGGUGUUUGUACGUUAUAUCCUUUGCAUCCCUCGAUGUAAAAGAUGUUGUCCUGACACAAAGGUUUACCCCAAAGUGUAAGGUCAAUUAGACUGGAGUAUGCUAGGGCUUCUUCCCUGAGC